Messenger RNA from Eleginops maclovinus (Patagonian blennie), 3133 nucleotides. RefSeq names its product perforin-1-like. Gene Ontology annotation, molecular function: wide pore channel activity. The transcript has 4 exons. NCBI's taxonomy places the organism in Eukaryota, Metazoa, Chordata, Actinopteri, Perciformes, Eleginopidae. Gene Ontology annotation, biological process: defense response to virus; T cell mediated cytotoxicity; immunological synapse formation. The record is from RefSeq and is a predicted model, not a curated record. Gene Ontology annotation, cellular component: membrane. Bases 709 to 2469 code for a protein of 586 amino acids.
UCAUAGUGUGUUGAAUUAUUUAGCCUCCGGUAAACAGUUCAUUGCAAAAUAAUUGGGUAACUCUAUGGUAAAGCUUAUUGUUGUUACAUUUUGGGGGAACAAUGGUCAAUGUUUCAUCAUCGUUGGUAUUUGACUAAGAAUAUAAAAUGUAGAGAAGCAAUAGUCACAACAUUUGGGAGUCUAAUUAUAUCAAAGGUGCUUAAGAGAUCUUAAAAUCAGAUUAGGUUUUCAUUUUUGCAGUAUACCUUAUCCAAAAAGAGCUAAACAAAGGACAGUUUUUCUAAUGUUAAGGCAAAAUCAAAAGGAAUACAUGAACCUUUUUAUGUUGAGGGACAUUUGUCAUGUGCUCAAUAAGACUGGUAAACAUAUUUUGACCAUCCAGUGCUUGUCACCCUUGUGGCAAAUGAGAAGAGAGUUUAAUGGUGCCCAACCAAGUUUUUAUAUAGUUCUACGGAAGUUCUUUUAUUUAAAUGUUUAUCAUGUUUUAGGAUGUUUUAAGUAUAAUGGAACACUUGACUGAAGAGGUGUUUAUGAGUAUGAGGAGGUUUAAAAAUGUCAAACACACCUUUAAGAAGAAGUGACAAAAUGACUAUGUACAAGGACCAAGUACUAGUGGUGAAGUAAUGAACUUCUCCAAUUGAUAAUAAAUCAUGUUUCUUUUCCAGGCGAAAUCAUCGUUAGUUUCUUAUCACCCAACUGAACAGAAACAUGUUUCUGUUAAAUAUUUGCAUCUAUGCCAGCCUCAUGCUGUCCCUCCCUCAGUGUACAUAUCUAUCAUGCACAGAGGGGACACCCAGACAGUGUCUAGAUGCAGAAUUUGCUCCAGGUACCAAUUUGGCCGGCGAAGGCUUUGAUAUCACCAAAAUGGAACGUAAGGGAGCCUUUGUGCUCGACAUGAAUCAGUGGAAACGCAAGGACAAAACAUGCACCCUGUGCAGCAACCCCUAUCUGGAGAACAAAAAGCAAAAGCUCCCCUUGUCAGUCACAGACUGGAUACCAAAGCAGUCCUGCAGCAUGAAAGUGUCUAGUACGCUCCACAGAUCCAGUGAGUCUCUGGUCAGUUCCAGCUCCUCUUCUGUGGAUAACAACUGGAAAUUCAAUCUUGAUGUUAAUGUGGGUCAAAAGAGCGGGUCAUUGAUGCUAGCUGGUACUAAUUCCAAAUUGGCUGAAUACUCCAUGGAAAAAACUAAGAAUGACAAGUUCAGCUUCACAAGCCACAGCAUGUCCUGUGAGUACUACAGCUACAGAGUGUCCAGCACUCCCAAGUUGCACAGAGAAUUUCGGAAAGCAUUGACCCAGCUUCCCAAAGUCUACAGUCCAGAAUUCAAGCAACGAUUUUACAAAGUGAUUGACACAUUCGGCACCCAUUACGUCACCAAGGUGAAGUUGGGGGGAAGUGUUCAGUCUGUGACCAGCAUCAGGCAGUGCCAGGCCAGCCUGCAGGGCCUCAGCAUGGAGGAGGUUCAGAUGUGCCUUGAAGUAGAGGCAUCCGCCAGCAUGAAUGCUGCAACAAUAAAAACUGAAGCAAAGCACUGCAAGAAGGACAUGGACAAGAUGGAAAGCAAGUCUUCCUUCUCCAGCCUCUUUAACGACAGGUUUACAGAAAUAAAGGGGGGCCAUACCACAGAGCCUGAACUUCUCUUCUCUGCUGACAAGAAUCCAUCCGCCUACAAAGAAUGGCUGAACUCACUACCACUGAACCCAGACAUUGUCUCAAAUUCCCUGAACUCUCUUCAUGAGUUACUGCCUACUAACACCCCUCUCCGGAAGAACCUGCGUUUAGCCAUUAGCCAUUACAUCCUGGAGAAAGCCCUGUGGAAGAACUGCAGUGAGCGCUGUCAGGCUGGCAUCAAGAGCGACCAAAGAGAUUCCUGCGUGUGCCAAUGCCACAACGAACUUGCUGUAAACCAAGACUGCUGCCCGACCCGUAAGGGCAUGGCACGGGUCAUCAUAACUGUACAAAGGGGUUCAGGACUGUGGGGAGACCAAAGCACAGCCACAGACGGCUAUGUUAAGGUGUUUUUCAAUGGGCAGAUGAUCAGGCGUACCGCUGUUAUUAACAACAACAACUAUCCACACUGGUCCACUGUCAUAGACCUGGGUGCUCAGGAUGUGUCCUCAGGAAAUAAGGUUAGAUUUGAAGUGUGGGAUCAGGACAACAACUGGGACGACGACUUGCUGGGACAAUGUGAGAAAGCUUUGACUGCAGGAGACAAGCAGGAUCUCUGUAACCUGCAACAUGGCCAGCUUUUCUACAAGCUGGAGGUGAAAUGUGCGCCGAGUCUGAGUGGAGAUUUAUGCAAGGACUAUAAAGCCACUCCUAUGAGUCAAAGUCUGAAGGAGCUGUACGUGUCCCGUCAUGCACAUCCAGUUCCAAAAGCCAUUCUUUUAGAGAUGGGUGUGUUUGUGGAUAAAACACUGAGCAACCAGAGUCUUACUGCAGAGACUCAGAAGUUUGAUGCAAAAUAACUGCAUUUUUUCUUUGUGUUUCAUGUUUACGUAGCAACAUCACUCUUCCUAUUAGGUGAUACAUUAAGCAAGACCUGUAACCAUAUACUGACAACCGUGAUUAAAUAUCUAAUGGACACAUAGAAUGAGAUGCAUGUCUUUUGGGAAAGAUUGGUUUAUGUGCUGACAAAGCGACUGCAAUGCAAUUAGGAUUUUACUAAGGCGUUUUACAGUUUCUGUAGAAUGUGUUAAGAGUCAGAAGAGUCCAUUUAGGAUCUCUGAAAUCAACUUCAGCAGAAGAUCCAAAAGGAGUGAAAUAGGUUGCUAAAAUGUUUAAAACAGUUCUGGUAUUUUUUUUAUACUGUAUCUGUGUUUAGGUAUUUUAAAUUUGAUUAUACACAUUGUUCUGUUCACCAUGGCUUGGGUUUUUCAAAGGACAGCAAAGCAUAUUUUAAAAGUCCUUUCAGUUGCAAAAAUGUGAGUUUGAGUCAUUACAGUUUUUACUUAUUGAUAUAUUUAUUCCUUUUUUUAUAUACUCUAACAUAAAAAGAAUCAUGUUCUGAAAGUCUAUGUAUAGUGCAUUUUGUGUAGUAUUUUAUUACUUGUGUGAUGUGUGUAUUGUAAUCAUGUCAUUAUUUUAAAGGUGUUUGUUUAUCUGUAAUAAAAGCAUUGCAUCUGAACCAUU